AUGGCGGAUGUGCCCAUGGCUGGGAACCCUGACAACAUGGACACGCUUGUAGAUGACGAGACUGUUCCUGGCGAGCCAGCUUUCUUGCAGGAUCAGGCUGGGGGUGGUAACAAAUACAAGCUUUAUCUUGAAACAGUACACAUUUUAAAGAUGUUCAACAAGACCCACAAGGCGCAGAAGGUGAUCGUCCGCAACCUUCCCAACAAGUUGGCCAACAAGGCAUCUCCACCAAGUCUCGAAAGGGCAAAGGAGCAGUAUGCUCAGGUGCAUGGCAUGGAUCCUAGUGCUGUUACUGAGGAGCUGCCCGCAAAAUCUGAUGAAGGUGUUGAAGGGUGGGCUUGUCGCGGCCUAGAUUGCAGAGCACAUGGGCCGUUGGGGAACGCCUUGUACAGGGCAUUUCGCAAAAACCCAACCAUGGCCAAAACAUACCGCUGGUUGUUCGACGACCUCAAGGUCAAGUUCAGGCAGACUUGGGCAAUGUCAAGAAGUUUUGAUUUCGUCAGCACCAAGCGGGUCCAUUCCGUAUCCACUACCACCAAGCACGAAGAGAUUGGCACUUGGAAGAAUCAGUUGCAACUGGAGGCUCACUUUGGGGGAGUAGGGAUCGCAGAGGCCGAAAGGCAGGAGGCAUUUGUCCGGUGGAACUCCUGGACGGAAGCCCACAACUACUUGCUUGUGGAAAAGCUGGUGACCAAAGGCGAGGAGGAGUCAUGGAAGGAGAUGGCGAUCAUGGUGGACUCAUCAGCGACCUUUGAGACCGAAGCGAUGAAAUGUCAAGCUGUGAGGAAAUACGCUGCUUACUACAAGAUGCCGGUGGAGGAGGUCAAAACGGAAGCAGUGGUGAAUGAUUCAUGGGGUGUCCGUGGAUGGUGUGAGAUGAACAUCACCGUUCCAGGCAUCAAUGACAAAGAUGGGAAGGAGAACCAACAAGUAGAGGUGCAACCUGCAGCCAAGAAAGCAUCGGCCAAAAAGAAAAAACAGGUUCCAGCCCCAGAGCAAGGUGAAUCAGUUGGUGAUGCAAAUGGUCCCCAGCCCGCUCAGCCCAAGCCGAAAGAUCCCAAGCCGAAGAAGGCCAAGAAGGAGUUGACCGAGCUCCAGAAGAAUGAGACCACUUCGAAGGCUAUGUUGGCACAGCUGCAGCGUUCGCAGCAAAUCAUGUCCAAGGUUUCCGGCCAUGGGGAUCAAAUUCCCAGUGAGUGGAAGUGGGCGCUUCCUUUUCUUCAAGAAUAUGAGGCCCUUCUCACUGCAUUUACUGAGUCGCUUGCACCAAGGGAUGGUGAUGACAUCAAGGAUUUCGAUGAUGAGAUGAAAUUGAGUACCCUCGACAAGACGAAGACAAAGCAGUUCAAGAAUACCUACAAGGACCGCUAUGGCACACUGCUUGCACUCUUCGUUGACCAUCUUGCGCUUCAUCCGAGCCUGGCAGCCAAGCACGGCAAUGAGCACGUGAAGCUGCAUGCAGGUAGCGAUGAGAUGUGCCAAUGUGGCUGUCGUGGAUGGUGCACCUUAUUUCCGCUCUUGCUGGCGUGGGUGGAAGAUUUGAAAGCGAUGGAAAGUGGGUCGAAAAUCAGGGUUGUCGAGAUCACAGACCUGCAAACCCAGAAGGAGAUCUUUCGGAUCAGUCUCUUAUCGAUCAAAACUGAACUCUUUAGCUGGUACAAGUCCCAACGUUUAGACCCUGACUGGCGUGGAAAGGGCUCUGAAGUGUGGAAUCUUACCUUGGGAAUGCUCGGCACCACAGACCGUCCACAACUCCACGCGAAGGCAGCAGAGUCGCAUGGCCUCUUGAAGUUCAUGGCGUGUCUUCUCAAUUCCCACCUUGGCCGUUUUCGGGUGAAGAGUCAUACAGGAAAGCAAGGUUUCUCAAAGAAGCUGCAGAUGCAGCAGUUCGUUUUGAUGAAGUGUUUCAAACGCAACACCGAAGACUGA
Messenger RNA from Cladocopium goreaui, 1929 nucleotides. NCBI's taxonomy places the organism in Eukaryota, Dinophyceae, Suessiales, Symbiodiniaceae. The record is from the annotation of a GenBank genome assembly.